CGCUGAAAGUCUAAUGUCAAUCUUCAUAGCCCACCUGAGUCAGAACUCCUGAGUCCUUUCUGGUCCUGUGAGUUAUGACCAGCCAUGACAGGAAGCAUCAGUUGCCAGCAUUGGUGAGCUGUGAGCUUCCCACCUUACUGCUUUGUCAGCCAGAUUUGGUUUGGAUUUUCUGGGUCCUGGAGCAUUGGUAGUAAUUACUACCAAUUACUACCAAUUACUACCAAUUACUGCCAUGUCUUCAGUGUGGGAGGAGGAGUUGGAAGAGCCCAGCCCGGUGCCCAGUGCCUUUAAAGAGAAAACCUUCCAUUCUCAAUAUACAGUGUUGAGGACCCUCGGCCAAGGGAACCAGGCAAAGGUCCUGCUGGCCCAACACCGCCUGUCGGGCACCCUUGUGGCCGUGAAAGUGCUUCUGAAAGAGAAGCAGUGGUGCAAGCCCGUGUUCUCCGAAGUUGACAUCAUGAUGAUGACUGAACAUCCAAACAUCAUCUCACUUCUACAAGUCAUUGAGACUGAAAAGCGAACAUACCUUGUUAUGGAGCUGGUACGGGGGCAGGAGUUGUUUCAAGUCAUCCAGGACACUGGUGGCCUGCUCGAGGAGGAGGCCCGGGAAAUAUUCAGACAAAUAGUUAGUGCGGUGGGCUACUGCCACGACAAUGGGAUAGUGCAUAGGGAUCUGAAACCUGAAAAUAUAAUGAUAACUGAGGCUGGAACGGUCAAAGUACUUGACUUUGGGUUCAGCACCCAAGUGAAGCCAGGGCAAAAACUGAGACAUCAUUGUGGGUCUCACGCAUAUGCUGCCCCGGAGCUUUAUCUCUUCGACAGUUAUGAUGGCCCCAAGGUCGACGUUUGGGCCUUGGGGGUGAUCUUAUACUGCAUGGUAGUAGGUUGUCUUCCAUUUGAUGCAGACAUUUUACACGAGCUUCAGUGGCAAAUUGUCAGAGGGGAGUAUUCCAUCCCUUGUCACCUGUCAAAAGAGUGCCAGGACCUCCUCAGGCUCCUACUGACAGCCAAUCCAAGACAUAGACCCACACUGGACGAAGUCGGAUCUCAUCCCUGGCUUAUGAAAGACCGAGAAGACUUACCAGAUGACUGGGAAGAGAUGGUCCCCAGACAGCCAGACCCAGCCAUAGUGCAAGCCAUGAAAGACCUUGGGUUUCACGCCAAAGAUACCAAAAAUUCCUUAAUUAACAGAAAAUUCAACGAGAGCAUGGCAACUUACUGUCUCCUUCACAGUCAGGCUCGACAGGAGCAUGGGCCCACAAGCCAGGCUCAGCCCAUAAAUCCAGGGGCCACACCGUUCCCCUCCCUUGAAGACCCUGCUACUUUCAACCUGGCACCAAGGAGGAGGGCAAGUGAGCCUAUGUGCAAACAGCUGUGGUCAUCCUCCGAUGAUGAGAUGUCUGAGUGGGACCAACAGGCAGGUCAAAGAGGUGGCAGAUGUGCAACUGGAUCUGCCAAUCCUCUUGGUGGCCCCGUGAGGAGGAUGCCAAUUGGGAGUCCAGCCCGCCAAUGUGCCAUAAGUGCUCCUUGCCUGAAGAAGCUAAAGGGCCAUGUGGACUAUGAUGAGUGGGACACGACAGAAAUAGAAAAUCUUGACUGA
Messenger RNA from Nannospalax galili (Upper Galilee mountains blind mole rat), 1600 nucleotides. Its product is annotated as sperm motility kinase 2A-like. NCBI's taxonomy places the organism in Eukaryota, Metazoa, Chordata, Mammalia, Rodentia, Spalacidae. The coding region runs from base 233 to 1600 and encodes 455 amino acids. Gene Ontology annotation, cellular component: cytoplasm. The transcript is spliced from 4 exons. The record is from RefSeq and is a predicted model, not a curated record. Gene Ontology annotation, biological process: microtubule cytoskeleton organization; intracellular signal transduction; protein phosphorylation. Gene Ontology annotation, molecular function: ATP binding; tau-protein kinase activity; protein serine/threonine kinase activity.